UCCCCGCAGACCUGUAGGAGCUGAGCAGGAGAGUCAGAGAGCAGAAGUUGCUUCGUUUUUGGUCUUUGGGUGAUGCGUUUCCUCCUUAGGGGUGAUGCACAUGUUGCCACCCUAUCUCUACAUGAAGCAGAAUGAGGAGAGAAUGAAGUGGCAGAAUGGACUGUAGAACUUCAGAACUCUCAGCUACAACUCUGGAGAAGAUGGGUCGCAAUCAAGAGGAGGUGGAGGAGGGCGGUUCCUGGAAGAAACAGACCAGCAACAUCAGAAAAACAUUCAUUUUUAUGGAAGCGCUUGGAUCGGGUGCGUUUUCAGAAGUUUUCCUGGUGAAGCACAGAACUACUAGCAAGCUUUUUGCUUUGAAAUGCAUUAAAAAGUCACCGGUCACCCAAGAAAGCAACCUAGAGAAUGAAAUCGCCGUGCUCAAGAAAAUAAAGCAUGACAACAUAGUGACUCUAGAGGACAUUUAUGAAAGUGCGACCCACUAUUAUCUGGUCAUGCAGCUUGUGUCUGGAGGGGAAUUAUUUGAUCGAAUUUUGGAACGAGGUGUUUACACUGAAAAAGAUGCAAGUGUUGUAAUUCAGCAGGUCCUUGGAGCUGUGCAUUAUCUUCAUGAGAAUGGGAUAGUCCACCGGGAUUUGAAGCCUGAAAACCUGCUCUACCUCACUCCAGAGGAGGAUGCCAAAAUCAUGAUCACAGACUUUGGUUUGUCUAAAAUGGAGCAGAAUGGCGUCAUGUCUACAGCAUGCGGAACUCCAGGAUAUGUUGCUCCAGAGGUGCUAGAACAAAAGCCAUAUAGCAAAGCUGUGGAUUGCUGGUCCAUAGGAGUCAUUACCUAUAUCCUCCUGUGUGGAUAUCCUCCUUUCUAUGAAGAGACAGAGUCCAAACUCUUUGAGAAGAUCAAGGAAGGCUACUAUGAAUUUGAGUCCCCAUUUUGGGAUGAUAUCUCUGAAUCAGCCAAGGAUUUCAUUUGUCAUUUAUUGGAGAAGGAUCCAAAUGAGAGGUUUACCUGUGAGAAAGCCCUCAGGCACCCCUGGAUUGAUGGAAACACAGCCCUCCGCCGUGACAUAUAUCCAUCUGUCAGUGCACAGAUCCAGAAAAAUUUUGCAAAAAGCAAAUGGAAACAAGCCUUCAAUGCUGCUGCUGUUGUUCACCACAUGAAGAAACUUCACAUGAACUGCCACCACAGCGCCAAAAGCAGUCUCCCGCUCAUACAAGUGCAAAAUGCAUCGCGGCCCAAUACCCCAUCUGUCACCAGCCAGGAACAGCCCAAGAUGUUGAGCCCUGGGUUACCAUACAAGAACGCUUCCGAUCUUUCUGAUCAACACAACAAGAUGGCUGACAGCAAGUGUUUGGAUCACCUGGCUAGCCAAUCCAUCCCUGCCACUCCAAGCAUAGCCACAGAAGACAGUCAGAGCGCUCCGAACAGACCUUCGUUUGGCUGCAAUGCAGCAUGUGGGACACAUGAGAAAGUGAAGACCACCUUUUGCUCAGAGUCAGUGCUCCUCAAAAGAGGUGCCAAGCCCCAUCACUUCAAAUCAGAAGUCCUGGUUCCUGUGAAAGCCAGCAACCACUCAUACUUUGGCAGUGGGCAAACUGGAGUGUGUUUGGUGAUGUGAUAUGAAAAUCAGCCAUAUGACUCAGACAUACACCUUUACAGAAGGGCUGUUUGAUUCUUCUCUUCAAAGCUUCGAAGUCAAAUCAUCAAUUGCGCAAGAAGAAAGAGGCACUUUUCCUGAGGUCUGCCAGGCCGAGCUGUGUCCUCAGACGGCAGUGGCCAUUCACUGAAAUACUGCACAUCCAUAGGCCUGAGGAUUCCUAUGGUGCAAUUCCCUUGCGAUGCUAGAAGGGACAUUCAUUCAAGCAGGGGGGGAAAUCUUUUUCUUUUUUUACGAAAGAGAGAUGCCAUGCUUCUGCUAGCAGCUUCAAUGUAUUAAUCUACAUCGUUGCCUCAAGCUGUAUCUCCAUUUGGGCUGUAAUG
Messenger RNA from Elgaria multicarinata webbii, 1978 nucleotides. It is a transcript of the gene CAMK1G, whose product is annotated as calcium/calmodulin dependent protein kinase IG. Bases 156 to 1616 code for a protein of 486 amino acids. Gene Ontology annotation, biological process: peptidyl-serine phosphorylation. Gene Ontology annotation, molecular function: ATP binding; calmodulin binding; calcium/calmodulin-dependent protein kinase activity. Gene Ontology annotation, cellular component: intracellular anatomical structure. The transcript has 14 exons. The record is from RefSeq and is a predicted model, not a curated record. NCBI's taxonomy places the organism in Eukaryota, Metazoa, Chordata, Lepidosauria, Squamata, Anguidae.